This is a messenger RNA of Echinostoma caproni, 783 nucleotides long. The record is from the annotation of a GenBank genome assembly. NCBI's taxonomy places the organism in Eukaryota, Metazoa, Platyhelminthes, Trematoda, Plagiorchiida, Echinostomatidae.
AUGGAAUCGGGUUUGGUGUUUUACAAUCAAACGUGGGAGCGCUUUGCUCAAUUGCUGACCGAGCGUCUCCCACCCGCUCCAUCAAUGGGACCGCGCACAGCAGAUGUGUCUGUAUCAGGCCCUAGAUCAUCCUCCAUCAACACGGACGAAUGGAAUUCUACCCGAUCCGAAUUGCUACGUCUGUUUCGGAAACAAGAGUAUUUUCGUCGCGCCUACAAUGAUACGCUGUCUCGAAUGGAUACUUUGGCAUCCAUUCUACCGGCGCACGCUUUGCCUCAUUUACCAGUACUCUCGGCUGUCCCUGCGACUAUUCCUCCGGACUCGAAUCAGACAGUCAAUGAACAAGAUCGAUAUGUGUACCCAUCGGCUAUGGAUAUGGCUGACAAUGAAGAAAUUUAUGGGGAUGAAGAGGAUGUUGAUGGCCAAUUUUUGAAUGGAGAAUCGGGUAACCAAGACGAAUAUGAUCAUGAUGAUCAUGAUGUUGACGAGGAGGAGGAAGAGGAUAUAGAGCUCAGUCCAGAACUGGUUGAAUUCAUGAUGCAAACAAUCAAACAUCGAGAAGAACGUGAUCGUUUGAAGCAUACCUCUUUACCAAUCGAACAAAAACAGUUACUCAAAGCGCCUCCACCGAAACCCUCAAUGCCUAUGCAUUCCUCGCACAAGAAAGCAUCCCCAAUAGCGACAGAAAUCGGUCGAUUGGAGACUGCUCUAUUGUAUCACUACGAGUAUUGUUCCAUUGCACGAGAUGCUCCAUUUUGGCCGUUCAUGUCUUCCCGUGUAUAG